CCGGACGUUAAACAAAGACGUACUGACUGAAGGUUGUGUUGCAGUCAGACUGGUCCGGGUGUUCAGUGGGUGAAAGGUCCCGCCGACUACCGCAGUGGAAGCAGUAACUCAGUAAUUCAUCUCCCCGAGGAAAAGCCGAACUGAGCAGAAAGUAAAAAUGGCCAAACAGCCGCAGCCGAUCAGUCCGCUGAAGAACUUCUUCGCUGGAGGUUUUGGAGGGGUUUGUCUGGUUUUCGCAGGACACCCGCUGGACACCAUCAAAGUGCGUUUACAGACUCAACCCAAACCCAAACCUGGAGAGAGCCUCUUGUACGCCGGAACAAUUGAUUGUUUUAAGAAGACUUUAGCCAAAGAGGGUGUGAGAGGACUCUAUAAGGGAAUGGCAGCCCCCAUAAUUGGAGUUACGCCCAUGUUCGCCGUCUGUUUUUUUGGUUUUGGACUGGGCAAGAAACUCCAGCAGAAAACUCCUGAUGAUGUUCUUACGUAUCCACAGCUGUUUGCUGCUGGAAUGUUGUCGGGUAUUUUCACUACAGCCAUCAUGGCUCCCGGAGAGCGUAUCAAAUGUCUCCUACAGAUUCAGGCAUCAACAGGAGAGCUGAAGUAUGCAGGACCCAUGGACUGUGUCAAACAGCUGUACAGAGAGGCUGGAAUCAGAGGAGUCUACAAAGGCACAGCUCUGACUCUCAUGAGAGAUGUUCCAGCCAGUGGGAUGUAUUUCAUGUCCUAUGAGUGGCUGAAGAACCUCCUCACACCAGCAGGAAAAAGGUGAGUUAACGCUGAGAUACCAGAGGGUUUGAAGGAGCUGCUGCAGGGCUUCACAGUGGAGGUGCUUCGUCACAGGCCUCCUAACUUGGCUGAGUUUGCUGUGCAGCAUUUCACACGAGUUCUGGAGAACCAGAAGAAUGAGCAGCAGGAUGGGACACCCAGCACCACUUCCGCUGGGAAGGAAGGCACGUUUGAAAAUGUUUCAGACAAGUCAGGUGAAAACGAUGAAGAGGAGGAGGAGAAGGAGAUUCCCAGAUUCACUAGAAACAAACCUCGCAGGGUUGCAGUUUGUGCUGAGGCAUAUGACCCUGAUGAUGAUGCAGACGAUAACUCAGAGCCUCAGGUUGUUCAUCCCAAAACAGACGAGCAGCGUCAACGGCUUCAGGAAGCAUGCAAAGACAUCUUGCUGUUCAAAACUCUGGAGAAGGAGCAGUUCUCUGAGGUGUUGGAUGCCAUGUUCGAGGUGCUGGUCAAACCUCAAGAGCACAUCAUAGACCAAGGAGACGACGGGGACAAUUUCUACGUCAUAGACAGAGGAGUGUACGAUAUUUUGGUGGAAAAGGAUGGAGCAGGCGUGUGUGUCGGAAAGUAUAACAACAAAGGGAGUUUCGGGGAGCUGGCUCUCAUGUACAACACUCCUCGAGCUGCUACAAUCGUCGCAACAGAAGAGGGCGCUCUGUGGGGUUUGGAUCGAGCCACGUUUCACAGGCUGAUUGUAAAAAACAACGCAAAGAAGAGGAGGAUGUAUGAGGCCUUCAUAGAGUGUGUCCCACUUCUUAAGUGUCUGGAGCUCUCCGAGAGGAUGAAGAUUGUUGAUGUUUUGGGAGCUCGAGCGUUCAGUGACGGAGAGCGGAUAAUCGCACAGGGCGAGAAGGCCGACUGUUUCUACAUUGUGGAAUCAGGAGAGGUGAAGAUAAUGAUCAAAACCAAAACGAAGGCUGGCCAGCAGGAUAACAUGGAAGUAGAGGUGGCCCGUUGCUCAAGAGGUCAGUACUUUGGAGAGCUAGCGCUGGUCACCAACAAACCUCGUGCAGCGUCGGUCUACGCCGUGGGCAACACCAAAUGUUUAGUAAUCGACAUUAAGGCUUUCGAGCGCUUGUUGGGACCCUGCAUGGACAUCAUGAAGAGGAACAUCUCCCAGUACGAACACCAGCUGGUGGCCUUAUUUGGCUCAAGUGAUGAUUUGAAACACUAGGUUUUUGAUGUUAUUUUGAAUCACCCCAAGUUGUUCCCAACAGAUGUUUGUUCUAAAAUAAAACCAACCAUUAAACUGAGUUUUAAG
Messenger RNA from Nothobranchius furzeri (turquoise killifish), 2047 nucleotides. RefSeq names its product protein kinase, cAMP-dependent, regulatory, type II, alpha, B (gene prkar2ab). Gene Ontology annotation, biological process: negative regulation of cAMP-dependent protein kinase activity. The record is from RefSeq and is a predicted model, not a curated record. NCBI's taxonomy places the organism in Eukaryota, Metazoa, Chordata, Actinopteri, Cyprinodontiformes, Nothobranchiidae. Gene Ontology annotation, molecular function: cAMP binding; protein kinase A catalytic subunit binding; cAMP-dependent protein kinase inhibitor activity. Gene Ontology annotation, cellular component: cAMP-dependent protein kinase complex.